CAUAACCAGUACCAGCUUGCGACAUCCUGCUUGUUCCCUCUUCAGCUACUGCAGUUCUUUGGCGAAAGUUGUCUUUGUCUUUAUACAUCCCAAGAAGUUAAACUGCAACUUCAAGCAGAAGAAAGAGGAGUGGUGUCAAUCAAAGGUGUAAGUGCAAAUCGCUUUCUGGCUAUGAAGGAGGAUGGCAGAUUGCUGGCAUUGAAAUGUGCAACAGAAGAAUGUUUCUUUUUUGAGCGUUUAGAAUCUAAUAAUUAUAACACUUACCGAUCACGGAAAUACUCUGAUUGGUAUGUGGCACUGAAAAGAACUGGACAGUACAAACCUGGACCAAAAACUGGACCUGGACAGAAAGCUAUCCUUUUUCUUCCCAUGUCUGCUAAAAGCUGAUUUCCAUGGUGGAUUCCAAGCACGUAUGCCACACUACACUAAAGAGGUCAAGUUUCCUACUCCUUUCUGAAGUAGCAAAAAUAUAAGCAAUUCUUUGCUGAUAUUCACUACUUUUGAAGAUACCAGAUU
Athene cunicularia (burrowing owl) is the source of this 516-nucleotide messenger RNA. It is a transcript of the gene FGF2, whose product is annotated as fibroblast growth factor 2. The transcript is spliced from 3 exons. Lineage: Eukaryota; Metazoa; Chordata; Aves; Strigiformes; Strigidae. Gene Ontology annotation, biological process: cell differentiation; positive regulation of cell population proliferation; positive regulation of gene expression. Gene Ontology annotation, molecular function: fibroblast growth factor receptor binding; growth factor activity. The record is from RefSeq and is a predicted model, not a curated record. Gene Ontology annotation, cellular component: cytoplasm. The annotation marks the transcript as partial.